UGCAUCGAAUGCAGUACGCGCAUGCAGAAGAAAAGUGCAUGCCACUGGCACAUGUGCUGCGCGCGGCUUGGUCUGGUAUCACAGAUACAUCGCGGUUUUCGAGGUCCCAGUCUAAGUCGGUGAUUACACAGUGUGGGACUCGGCAGGUGAUACGGUACUUGGCCAAGAUUGAUUCGAAGCUUGUAUAUAAAUAUCCCCCUCAACUAGAUUACCAUAAAGGAGAGGGUGGAGGACGAAGAGGAGGUGUUAUUGCCAAUGAAUGGGUGUGAUUUGUGUGGUUAUUGUCUUUUUGGUCGGUGGAAUUUUUGUCAGCUAUUGGGGUAUGCAGACAGCCGUCAACUGCCUAACCCAUAUGGGCACAGUGGAGCUUUGGUACUCCGAUCCUGUGAGCGGUGCUGAGUGCGUCUCCUGUGCUUGGAUGUGAUAACAGACUUCAGGAAGAAAAACAGUUCAAGAGAUAACUCAUCUUUGGUGAGCCAGGGGGGACACACGGCUCGUUUUGCUGUUGACGUUACAGGAUUUUUGAUCACCGGCCGACUGAAGCUAACAGGAGAUUGAAUUUUCAGUCGGUGUUCCGAAGUAUAUCGGUGUUAUUCACGGCGUGUGUUUACCUUAGUUAUUCAACGCGUUUUUGCUUCAGCCUGAAAACUUUGAAUGUAUUUCACGCUACAGCCGGUCAAAAUGCCGCAGUCAGUUGCCACGGAGAACCGGGAACAGCACGGCCUGGACUCAGGCACGGCCUGUGCCGAAAGAUACCGCCUGGACUGCGACGAACGAGGAGGUGGAGGGGCCGCCCCCGACAGAUCGCCCUGCUCCCCCACGAAUCGCCAGCAGGCGCAACGGCUCCCGCCGUCGUACGGCAAGACCGGACGGGCCUGCCUCUGCGCCGGCUGCGGUGGGCCCAUCGAAGACCGGUACUACCUGCUGGCCGCCGACCAGCAGUGGCACACCGACUGCCUGCGGUGCUGCGAGUGCAAAAUCGCCCUGGAUAACGAACUGACGUGCUUCGCUAAAGACGGGGGCAUUUACUGCAAGGAACAUUACUUCAGACGGUUCGGGGUCAAGAAAUGCGGCCGAUGCGGCACAGGCAUCGCUGCCCACGAGAUGGUGAUGCGAGCCCGGAGCCUGGUCUACCACCUGACGUGCUUCACCUGCGCGAUGUGCAGCAUGGCUCUGACCACGGGCGACUACUUCGGCAUGCGGGACGCCCAGGUCUACUGCCGGCUGCAUUACGAAACGGCUGUGCUGGCCAGCCCCGAGCACACCCGGCACCAAGGCGAGCACCAACCCCUCCCUAGCUCCCAGCAGCAGCAACAAUCGCAGCAGCAGCACCACCCGGGACUGGCCCCAGGCUACCAGGGCCCUCUGACCCCCGGGCCGUCACCGCCGUGUGCCCCGUCCGGACCGGUCGGUUUUUACAACGGGAUGGGAGUCGGCGUUCACAAGGGCAGGCCCCGCAAACGAAAAGGGUUGGACUCAGUUGGAGACUAUUGCAGAGGUUUGGGAAGCGUGGACGGCCAUCUUGGAUUGGACGGGGACGGCUACGUGACCCAGCAAUCGCAGAGGACAAAGCGCAUGCGCACCAGCUUCAAGCACCAUCAGCUGCGGACGAUGAAGUCCUACUUCAGUCUGAACCACAAUCCAGACGCAAAAGACUUAAAACAGCUGGCUCAGAAGACGGGGCUGACCAAACGGGUGCUGCAGGUAUGGUUCCAAAACGCCCGCGCCAAGUACCGACGGAGCCUGCUGAAGAAAGAGCAAGGCGGCGGUGACAAGUCCGUGGGCUCUCCGUCCGGGCAGGGCGAGCUGAUGCCCGGCAACUCCGUCUCCUCCCCGUCCACCAACGGCCGCAGCAGCCCCACUUCCACCACGGGCGGCGUACCCAGCCUCCACGGCGGCUGCGACACGAGCAGCGGGUCGGAGCAGGGCUCCGUCAUCAUGGGCUCCCCGGUCGGGGAUGACGGCAGCGGCUCGUAUACCUCGGAGGGGCUCUCUUACAGCGAGCUCAAGAACGCAUCGGAGCUGUCCCCGGCCGUGGCCGACGAGGUGUUGACCAUCUCGGCCAUGCCUGCCCGCUCUCCCAACCACACCCUGGCAGGCGAUUGUCUACCCUCCCCUAACGCCCUCAACGGCAGUGUACUAAAAACGAAUCUUGUAGACAUUUUCAACUGACAUUAUCAUCAUAUCCUUGUCCCCGUAAAUUAUUGUUUGUGUUUAUACGUUCAGAGCAGCUUGGUGUUGUGUCACUUCAAAAAGAUCUCUCUUCUGCCCGUCAUAAUGUUUUCCAGGUUCCAAAACAGACCGAAAUUUAACUAUGUUGAGUCCCACACCCAUCAAGUAUUUAGAUUUUUCUCUGCUUAGUUGGUAUGAUUGUCGUGCUCCUGUUUUGUUGUGCACAGUUGUUCAGUUCGAAUUUUUAUAAUUGUGAAGUCUGAUUUCCGUGAUUUGUGUGGAGUCGGUUUUUUCUUAAGCCUCAAGCUUUGAACCUAAACCUCGUGCAGUAUCCGCCUCGAGCAGAAAUACCCCCUCAUCGGCUGAAAAGAGCCAUAUUGGUCAGGAGUGUUCAUUUUGUUGGUAACGAUGCGGCCGUAACGCGUUCAUUUCCUAUCGUUCUUGAACCAGCGAGGUUCAGUUCCGACCAAAGGAGCCUCUUAUGCUAGAAAAUUGCAUCCUCUUUCGGUCAAGCUCGAGGCUCAUAAAUCUUUGCAAACACCCUCAUCAGGUAAUUCCGUCCCAUCAACAGACGAAGACGCUUCUGUGAUUUUGUACUACAAUACGCCUUAAUUGGUCCUUUAUUUGUACGAGACACCUCAGGAACGACGGAGCGCGUUUUUUGCAACCCACAUUUUGUGGUUGAUAUCACAGUUUUGUACAGGAUGAUAGUAAUUAUGUAAAUAAAUUUUAAAGAUAUUACUUAACUGUCGUCUUGUAAAUAAAAUUUAGUUAUAUUAUUUUGUCAGUCAUGUGGAGGAGGAUGUUGACUGUCUCCGGAAGUUUUAAUGUAUCACCACGUUAAUUUUAGUUGACGCACCCUCUUAAUUGGUACUUUAUGAACAACAGGGGGCGUUUACAGUUACAACGUUGCCAGAGGUUUCCGAAGUCGAGGGCUGCGGUACAGAAACUGUAGGCCCAUUAGCAUGUUCAAUCUAAACAGUGAAAAAAAUUAGAUUCUUUGGUAAACUGCAUACAGAUCAUUGAUCCAGAAGUGCACCUUCUUUCCAAACCCUCCAAAGUCAGAAGCUAAAGAGUUACGUAUAACAGGUGCAGCGACGAAGCCGAUAUCUGGCCAAUGGAGUGGAUAUAUCUGUGACCCUGCAUACUUUAAGGUGCUGAAUUGUGUGGUGACAGACACAAGAAGUGUAUCGUAUGUUCAAUGUGUGUGCCUUUAAAUUUGUCACAUAAGGGGACAUUAAUGAAAGGCGUUGGAUAGAUUGCGUUUAUUUUUUCGACAUUUUUUUACUUUCAACUUUUUGUUGCAUUUUGACUUUUGUGUGGACGAUUGUCUUUGGAAUUGACGAAUUUCGUUUUUGUGUGAACGUAGAAGGUGGACUGUAACGAUGAUUUAAGCAAAAACAGAUAUUAACAUACAUUGUAUAUGUAAUGUUAUUGGCAGCACGUUGGUCAACCACGAGUCAUCCUCUCACAUUGCAAGUGGUGAACCUAUCCAAAAUGCACCUUCGUAAAUAAGAUACCCAUCAAUGCUAGUCUCCAUUGCGUAAGCUUGCGCUGGAUUUCGAGUGUUUCAGGGAGCUGUAAACUGCAAUAAAGAUCCAAUUUCAAUGUUGUGUCUUUUAUUGCAUGGACCACUGCGCAUGUUCUAAGGAUCUAACGAGGAUAGGCAGCGUGUUCGAUUCAAAGUGUGCAAGUAGUGACUACAGAUCACUUCGUGGAAUGGAACAUUUUGAUCUGUCACCGGAUGAAAUUCCUCUCACCUUUGCACGAAUUUGAAACACUCAUUAUAUGUUUAUGCAAUACCUGCAUAAAUCUAGCGUCAGCUUCUCCUGUGAGUUCUGAUAUUUUCUCUCCUAUCACAGUCCUCGUGCACUAACGUCCGCCAUUUUUUGAAACAGAUUUGUACCCGAGGCGCCACCUAGUGGAAGGAACCGUGCAAUCUUAAACUGGUUCCCGUCUCCGUAUCACUUUCUGCGUUCUUUGAAUUGAAUAAUAAUUGGUGGUGGGAACCAGUCAAGUGAAAUGAAGUUCUAUUCAACGGGUAUCGUUGAAUAGAACGAUCGACUAAUUUCAUGGCAUGUAAUCAACUAUCCACCAAUCAGAUGGCGCGGAUAUUAUGCAGGUGUUAUACACAGCAUUUAAUGAUAUUUAUACAGCUAGCUCCAUGGAUUGAUUACUUCUCCCGCGCUCGGAUUGCUUGGGAAUUGCACGCGCGCAUCAUGCAUGUUGGGCGUUCGUUAUGUAGACGCUGCAAAUGCACGGAUUUUACGACUGUAUAAUAUAUUACUGAAUUUCUGUUUUUAAAACAGAUAAAGCAGUUUUAAGGCACACCUAAUUUUGUAACACAAUUUAAAUUUUAUCCCUCCAUUUUUCUGUUUAAGUCAAAUAUUCUGGUUAUAUUAUGUUUCGAGAAAUGCAAAAAGAAAUA
This is a messenger RNA of Acanthaster planci (crown-of-thorns starfish), 4600 nucleotides long. RefSeq names its product LIM/homeobox protein Lhx9-like. Gene Ontology annotation, molecular function: DNA-binding transcription factor activity, RNA polymerase II-specific; RNA polymerase II transcription regulatory region sequence-specific DNA binding. Lineage: Eukaryota; Metazoa; Echinodermata; Asteroidea; Valvatida; Acanthasteridae. The record is from RefSeq and is a predicted model, not a curated record. Gene Ontology annotation, cellular component: nucleus. Gene Ontology annotation, biological process: neuron differentiation; regulation of transcription by RNA polymerase II.